GAUAGAUGACUUGGUGUCGAUCAGUGGCGAUUGAAUACCUUCCUAAAAAUUUAAAUUGUGAUUAGUUUUUGUUACUAAUAAAAAAUAAUUAAUACAGAUCAUAACUUGUCUAAAAUGGGUGAAAAGUCCGAGGUUGUGAAAAUUAAUAAAUGGGACGGUGCAGCAGCUAAAAAUGCUAUUGAUGAUGCGAUUAGGGAGGUGCUAACAGAUGAUCUGAAAUGCAAAGAAACCUAUGCAGUAAUUGAUGGACGUCUCUUUCUGUGUACUCUGGCUGUUGGUGUAGCUGGUUGUGCAUUGUUAUGGGACUAUUUCUACCCAUUUCCUCAGUCCAGGGAAGUUCUUAUUAUUUGUGUCUCUUUUUACUUCAUUUCAAUGGGAGUUCUCACUCUGUACACAACAUUCAAGGAAAGAGGCAUAUUUGUUGUUGCUAAAGAGAAAGUUGGAAACAUUUACAGAACAUGGGAAGCAAGUUCAUAUGUAAAAAAACAUGACGACAAGUACAAUUUGGUUAUAGUGAUGCGCGAUUCAAAUGGAAAAGUCCGAGAGGCCAACAUUACAAAAUCAUUUGCCAAUUUUAUUGACACAAACGGCACUAUCGUCCAAAACUUGGUUUUCAAUGAGAUCAACAAGCUCUACAAUUCACUUUCUUCUGAGAAAAAGGAGAAGUGAGUAUUCUUUCGCGUAUAUUUAUAAAGUUUAUUGUAAUCAAAAGAAUAAAUAAUAUUUUG
Molecule: messenger RNA, 728 nt
Organism: Parnassius mnemosyne (clouded apollo)
Lineage: Eukaryota; Metazoa; Arthropoda; Insecta; Lepidoptera; Papilionidae
Source: the annotation of a GenBank genome assembly